Racocetra fulgida is the source of this 326-nucleotide messenger RNA. Lineage: Eukaryota; Fungi; Glomeromycota; Glomeromycetes; Diversisporales; Gigasporaceae. The record is from the annotation of a GenBank genome assembly.
CUGAGCCCAAUCAUAGUUCACUCAAGGAGACACCCCCAAAUCCUAACUCCCCCCCUUAUCCCAAGAAUCCCCCCCCUCUCCUUCGCCCCCCUUCCCAAUCCCUUAAUACCCGAGCCCGAGAGGGCUCGGGAGGUAUCGGUCUUGGACUUAAGGCUUUACGGGGCCCUUCCACAUGCGGUCCACCCCCCGUUCCUCAGUAUCCAACCUGGCCCGGGCUCAAGGUAUCACUCCUCCCCCUCCCUCUCCUUCGACUUGUCUCAGGAGAGGCCCAUUCUGUAAAAGGGCCUCUCCGGUUUAGAUUCUAUCUUGCCACCUGGGGCCCCUAG